Messenger RNA from Mauremys reevesii (Reeves's turtle), 2560 nucleotides. RefSeq lists its product as uncharacterized. The transcript has 21 exons. NCBI's taxonomy places the organism in Eukaryota, Metazoa, Chordata, Testudines, Geoemydidae. The coding region runs from base 104 to 2560 and encodes 818 amino acids. The record is from RefSeq and is a predicted model, not a curated record.
ACUGAACACAUUGGCUCCUGGAAUGCAUGUCACUGUCUGGAACGUAUGAGGUUGUGAAGAAAGAGACAGCCUGCAUAGAGGGUCCAGGGGAAAGAGAAAAACUAUGAAGGGGGAAAAAGGGCCAGCAAUUUUAGCUGCCCUUGUAAUGCUACUCAUUUCAGGUCACCAUGUAGAAGGUUUAAAUCUGUGCCCAGCGCUUCCUGUCUCUCCGACCUACUGUUCCCUGGUUAACAGGGCGGCUCUAAAUACUAGCCUGGAGAGUGGCGACAGGUGCCAAUUCACACUCCCCCAGUACGCGUGUGCUUCGGGCUCCAACCUGACAUCAAACCAACUUUCCUCCAUCCUCCAAUGCUACAUCACAGACCCUGCAGCCCAACUGGACCAAGGGGCAUUCCUGUUACUGUUCCAGCAAGUCAGCAGAGAAGUGCUGCAAACUGCUCUGAAUGAAAUCAGCGUGCAGAUCCUCAGUGACCAGAUUACACCGGCCUCCAAAGCCUUCCUGCUGAAUGCGGCGUGGGAAGUUCUGAAAGUUGACCCUCAAAUGCAAAAUGCAGGUUUCCUGGCCUCCUGGUUCCAGGAGACGCUGCACGCCUACCUGACCGUCAUCGACGUUAACCUCCUGGACUGCAUGACCCAGCUCCCCAUCACUUGCGAUGGCUUGGCCACGGUUGUGCAAGCCCUGGACAGUGUGUAUUCCAGGAUGGACAACAGCACUAGGCAACUGGUAGCCGACUGGAUUGGGAGAUUCUUUACAAGAAAUGUGUGCCAAAAAAGUUCAGCAAAAGAGUGGAUACUAAGCAACUGGAAGAGUUUCCGAAACUACGCAUCAUAUAAUGAGUUCACGACUUCCUGGAGUGGUUUUGAUGGGUUUGCAGCCCUGGAUGUCCUCACAGCCAGCCAACUAGCACAACUCACUGCCAUUCACAACGUGUUCUCCAACAGCAGCAUGGCUGCAGGCAUCAUCCAUGUCCUCAGCACCAGUGAUGUCCUCUACCUCGAUGGCUUCUUGACUGAGUUAUCAACUUUAACCCUGACCCCUCCAUUUGAUCGCGACGUGAUGUAUUCAGUGCUGGAGACUAUUCUAAAAAAAGUCAACGAGAGCUUCCCAGAUCUCUGUUCCCCCUCCUUGAAAGACUUGUUUCAGGUUAAACUGAAGAUACUGCUGCCUGUUACUGAUGCAAAUAUACUAAGUCUCUUUCCAACAAAAAUAGGUUGCACUGACUUCCAGGCUAUCUACGAAGGAUUGAAUUCUGUCCACAGUAAGUUAGACCCCGACACACAGAAGGCCGUAUACCACGCCCGACUGAACUUUCUCAAUGGGCAGGUGGCAAAAGAAGGAGUAGCUUGCACAUUCACAGCUGAUAACAGCAGAGACUGGUUGCAGGAAAACUUUGGGCUCUCCAGUGUCUACGCUGACUACAGUGAUUUAAUCCGGCUUGAUCCUGGCUUUAAUGGAUAUGAGGUGACGGAUUUGCUAACUGCAACACAACUGGGGAAACUGGUUGUCCUCUCUGGCAUCCUAACUGACAGCACCAGAGUCAAUGCAGAGAUUGAUGCAACAAACGUGAUGAACACCCUCAAAAGCAGAAACGUAUCUGAACUGCAGAUCUUCCUGUCUGAAGUCAAUAUGCUCGUAAAACAGAUGAACGUAGUGAUCAGUGUCCGUGAUGUGAUGCUAAAGGGCAUUUUCCAGAUUCUGAAGCCACAUUUUGCCUCAAUGACAACGACUGAUUUAGAAUCCUGGUUCAAUGGGACAUUGACAUUGUAUCUAGCCUCCAUCACCCGUGAUGAGUUGAUGGCUCUCCCUGCUAUAGCUAACUGCACACAGCUACAAACAAUUGUUAAAGGUUUGGACUAUGCAUUUGACCAGAUGACCAUGGACACAAAGAGAGCUGUAACCCAAUGGAUUGUCAAUAUUCUUCUACAAAUAGAUUGCCAGACAACUGAAAACUGGAUGGCCCUUAAUUUCCAAAGAUUCAAGACCAUAGCUAACAUAGAAGACUUCAUUGCUGUCAACAGAAACUUUACUGGGAUGGCUCAUCUCCAGGAGCUGACUGCAGUCCAGCUGGCUCAGUUAACCUUAACGCAAGAGGUGUUCAGCUCUGUCACCAACACUGAACUAGUCUUUGAAAGACUAGCUGAGAUGCCAGGCCUCGAGGACCUGGCUGCUUACUGGGACGAGUUUAAUAUUGCCUAUGAGAAGCCUUCUGUCCCCAUGCUCAGUUUAUCGAUGGAGGUGAAGCACAUCAUGCUAGCAAGGACAGUGGAGCAGCUGCGUGUUGCACUUCCCACAUUCACAGAUGCCGACUAUGACCUUUGGUUUAAGAAAAGACUCGUGGUCGUCCUGCCUAGCAUUAACGCUGAUGUUCUUCAGGAGAUCCCCAUCAGCUUGGCCUGCAGCUCCUACAAGUCUCUAAUUGCUGGGAUCAACGCCGGCUUUUCUGAAAUUCCUGAGGACGGCAAGAGGGAUGUGUAUCGCUACAUCACGUCUUUUCUAACGCAGAAGUCUCAGGAUACCGUAUACGGUUUUGGACAUCCUGACUCCCACUCAGAUCGGUGA